Onthophagus taurus is the source of this 1713-nucleotide messenger RNA. RefSeq names its product lysosomal acid glucosylceramidase-like. Gene Ontology annotation, biological process: glucosylceramide catabolic process. Gene Ontology annotation, molecular function: glucosylceramidase activity. The record is from RefSeq and is a predicted model, not a curated record. NCBI's taxonomy places the organism in Eukaryota, Metazoa, Arthropoda, Insecta, Coleoptera, Scarabaeidae.
GCAAAACGUUCAUUGAAAAAACUUAUUCGUCAAAUAAAUCGGUGGUUAAAAUGAUCACCGUAAAGUUAUUGAUAUUUUCAUUAAGUUUAUUACUUGGCUGUUGUAUUUGGAACGUUUUAAGUUGUAAAUCUGUAGAUUUUGGAAAUGGUGGAACAGCUUGUGUGUGCGAUGAAAACUAUUGCGAUUUCAUUGGUCCAGCUAAAAAGCCUGGUGGGAACGGAUAUGUUAUAUACACUUCUAAUUUAGCUGGAUUGAGAUUUAAUGCAAGUUAUGGAAAAUUCAUUCAAGAUAAUGGAAAUUCAGGAUCUAAAAAGAAACAUUUCAAACAUUUAAUUAACAAGAAAAAGCAUGAAAAACGGGAUUAUGAUAAUACAAUACUAGAAUUGAAUGAAGAUGUAACUUAUCAAAGCAUUUUUGGAUUUGGUGGUGCAUUUACUGAUUCAACUGGGUUUAACAUAAAAUCAUUACCACUAAAGUUACAGACCGCUAUUAUGAUUUCAUAUUUUGGUAUGGAAGGAAUUGAAUACAACGUUGGGAGAGUACCGAUUGGUGGGACAGAUUUUUCGCCAUACAGUUAUUCUUAUGACGAUGGCCCCGAAGACAAAAAUCUAACAAAUUUUGCUUUAAAGGAUCUCGAUUACAAAUACAAAAUUCCUUUUGUAAAGGAAGCUAAAAUUUUAAACGAUGAAUUGGAAUUGUAUGGUUCCGCUUGGACAGCCCCAAUUUGGAUGAAAACCAACAACAGUACGGUUGGUGGAACGAUAAAACCGGAAAUGUAUCAAACUUGGGCGAAUUAUUAUGUAAAAUUUUUGGAGGAGUACGAAAAAAAUAAUAUUUCUUUUUGGGGGAUUACAACCGGAAAUGAACCUAGUUUAGCUUUGUUUCCGUUAAUUUUAGCAAACGUUAAUACGGUUGGUUGGACUCCAGAUCAAUUAGCAAAAUGGGUUUCAGAAAAUUAUGGACCGACAUUAAGAAAUUCUAAGUAUAAAGACAUUAAACUUAUGGCUAUGGAUGAUCAACGAUACUUUUUACCUGGCUUAUACAAAGUGUUGGAUGGCCCAACAAAUGCAUCGUCAUACAUUGAUGGAAUAGCUGUUCAUUGGUAUUUAGACAAAUAUGUCCCUGCAACAACGUUAAAUACAACCCAUUAUAAAUAUGAAGAUAAAUUCAUUUUGUCAACAGAAGCAUGUGAAGGUUCUACACGUGUUGAUAAAGGCGUUAGAUUAGGUAAUUGGCAAAGAGGAGAAAAUUACGCAAAAGAUAUUAUUGAUGAUUUAAAUAACUGGGUAAUAGGUUGGGUAGAUUGGAAUAUGGCUAUAAACAUGACCGGGGGACCCACUUACGUUGAAAAUAUCGUCGAUGCCCCUAUAAUAGUAGACGGAAAAAGUAAAGUAUUUUAUAAAAAUCCGAUGUAUUACGCAAUGGGACAUUUUUCCAAAUUUUUACCAAGAGGAUCGCGUCGCAUUUCUUUAACUGGUGAUUAUACAAAUCUUGACAUCGUAGCUUUCAAGAAACCAAAAGGAGGGAUUGCCAUUGAAAUCCUCAAUAGGUAUAACUAUUCAAUACCGUUGAAGAUUCGUUAUAAGAAUAAUAAAUUGAUCAGUUUGAAUGUUACACCGAAAUCUAUGAAUACAGUAUAUUGGUAACUAAAUUGAUAAAACAAUUUUUUUUCGAAAAUUAUAAAAUGAAAGAAAAUUAUAUCUGAUAACUAAA